AUCUUUUUGCCGAUACUAUAUUAUAAAAAAGCCUUAUAGCCAUUUUUAGCGCCAAAAUAUCAAUCAAAAAGUAAUUGUGAACUUUGGCGCUAGCUGUAUCGAAUUAUAGAUAAACGCUGUAGUGUAGAAUACACACGCAUGUGAAAAAAAUUCCAUAACCUAUAAGGUAUUCCCGCGCGAAAGUUCAUAGAUCCUAAAGUGUUUGAUAUGAAACUAUGCUUAUCACUGUUAUGUAUACUAGUAUAUAUACAUAUCGGUGAUGCUUAUCCUCUAUUGCUUUUGUAUUUUGAGCUCUAAGCUUGAAUAUCUGAUUUGAAGAUCUGAGUUGCCUUCAGAAAGCGGUGGGGAUAACAGAUAACACAGACAGCACGGCCACAUUCUAACAAGAUACCACUGUAUUUCCAGAUGGAUACCUGCAGCUAUGGAGAUUUGAAAAAUGAAUCUUGGUCUUAAAUUUCAAGGAUAUCCUGCUAAAUGGAGCAGGUUAAGGAGAGACCAGAACUGCUUCAUUGCAAUCACUCUCAUAACAUAUUACAAAACUUAAUGCUUAGAGAUUUGGGACUUUUAUAUUACAAAUGCUAUAAAACUACAACACGUGCAUUAGAAUCAGCAGCUGAAAUGAAAUUAGUUGGAAGAAAGCAUAGAGAAUUGGAAUAUGAUCUGCCAGGAUAUCCUAGAGCAACAUUUUUAAUGGUUUUCAGUCCUGACGGCACUAAAAUAGCAUCAGCCCAUGGAAAUCACAGUGUUUAUAUUACUGAUGUAGCAACUAGAAAAAACAUUAAAAUUCUUUCUGGUCAUCCACGCACUCCAUGGUGUAUUGCAUUUCAUCCCUCUUCUAGUUACAUACUAGCAUCUGGUUGCCUUGGUGGUCAAGUACGGGUUUGGGAUUUAAGGGAUGAUAGCAAGGUUUGGAAUGCGACAAGUCGGACAGUUAUAGCUUCUCUUGCCUUCCAUCCAUCAGAAAAAUUACUUGUUAUAGCAACAAAUAAUCAAAUACACUUUUGGGACUGGAGUCGACCUGAACCCUUUGCAGUAAUAUCUACAAAGUCUACCAUAGAAAAAGUAAGAUAUGUAGCUUUUGACAAUUUAGGAAAGAAAUUAAUCACAGGCAUUGGAAAUAAUUAUAUAAGAGAAUCAAGAGUAUUCAGAUCCCGUUUAAGGCCUCCGAGAACGACGCAUAAUAGUCAAGUACCAUGUAACCAUCCUGAAAGAACUGAUCAAAAUGAAGCGAUUCAAUCGUCUAGAACCAUGGGACCCGAACCUUCACACAGUACUCAAUCGAAUUUACACGGUAGUGUAUCAGUAGGUAAUGAUGAAAGCUGCAUACUACUAUAUCCCUAUAAUUCAAGGCGGGGAACAGGAAGAGGAAGAGGGGAGUUGAAUCCUCUACAUGAGGAGGAUGAAAGAGCUCCUUCUUCGGUUCUGAGGCACCUUAUACUUUUACAUGCACCUUCAGACAGUGAUUAUGGGUUUCGUUAUAUAAAAACAGAACUAAUAGGAUUUAUAUGCAAUGAAAUAUUAAAUUUUUUAGAAGAUGUCUCAGCAGUAGUGUUAAACUUCUCAGGAAUCUCCAGUUAUCGUGUGCAAGCAUGGGACUUCUCUAAGGGGGAAAUACCUGAUAUUAAAAACUCUGAAAAAAAUGUUGUUAUACACAAGUGUAAAAUACGUAAUGACGCUAGCAUAAAUAUUUCCUCGGACGGAAAACUAUUGGCAACAUGCUUUAUGGGAGCUGCAGGAGUUUACAGUUUACAAUGGGAAACGUUAGGAGAAGAAAUUUAUUGGGCGGAAGUAUAUAAUUCUGUGAUUUCUGUAUCAAUUUCGCCGACACAGGAGCAUCUUUUAGUAGGUCUAGCAAGGAGUGCUAUUGGAAAAGAAUAUACUAUGGCUAUUAUUUACAGACUAACACAUAAACAAUCUGAAAGUAACAAACCACGUAUGCAAGACUUGGACUUUAAUAAUCUAGCGAAAUAUUUACAUUUCAUGAGUAAAAGGAACACUAUGUUGUGGGUUAGAGAUUUACUACAAAGUAAUCAAUCAACUGGAGGACAUACAAGCAUAAAUUGUAUCAGGUGGGCACCACAACCUGGCCAAGGUUUAAUUUAUGCUACUAACACUGGCCGGUUAGCUAUUCUUCAUUAACGUAAUUACAAUGUUAUUGUAAAAAUAGAAAUUCGACGAUUAUUUUAUCGAUAUUUUAUCGAAAAACAAUUGUGUACGAAGACAGAAGUUUAUUGUUACAUGUCUUUCAAGGGAUAUAUUAUCAGAAACAUAAUAAAACUUACUAUUAAGUCACCAAUAUUAUACAUUUCGACAAGCAAUUUAAUACACUGUAAUUUAA
This is a messenger RNA of Bombus impatiens (common eastern bumble bee), 2338 nucleotides long. RefSeq names its product activating molecule in BECN1-regulated autophagy protein 1. Gene Ontology annotation, molecular function: protein binding. NCBI's taxonomy places the organism in Eukaryota, Metazoa, Arthropoda, Insecta, Hymenoptera, Apidae. Gene Ontology annotation, cellular component: intracellular membrane-bounded organelle. The record is from RefSeq and is a predicted model, not a curated record. The coding region runs from base 475 to 2139 and encodes 554 amino acids. The transcript has 11 exons. Gene Ontology annotation, biological process: autophagy.